Messenger RNA from Onychostoma macrolepis, 3230 nucleotides. RefSeq names its product caspase 10, apoptosis-related cysteine peptidase (gene casp10). Lineage: Eukaryota; Metazoa; Chordata; Actinopteri; Cypriniformes; Cyprinidae. The record is from RefSeq and is a predicted model, not a curated record. The coding region runs from base 177 to 1742 and encodes 521 amino acids. Gene Ontology annotation, biological process: proteolysis; negative regulation of extrinsic apoptotic signaling pathway via death domain receptors. Gene Ontology annotation, molecular function: protein binding; cysteine-type endopeptidase activity. The transcript is spliced from 11 exons.
GUGUGUUGCCUUUGAAAACGAAACUAACUUCACCAGUUCAUUAAGGAAGUAGUAGCCUAGAGGAGGCGUGUCCACUACUUUCGAUAUGUAGAGUAGAAAUAUAAUGUAGAAAAUAGCUUAAAUACUCGAGAUAAGCCCUGACAUCUUCACAUUGAGAAGAGCUAGGCUGCUGUCUGAUGACUUCACUCACAGAGAUGCAGAUGGAUUUGGAGUUUCAGCGGGUGCUGUUAAAGGUGCAGACGUUUCUCACUGUCGAUGAGGUGCAGGACCUGAUGUUCCUCUGCUCUGAUCUGCUGAGUCUGAAAGACCUCAGCACCGUGACCUCAGCCAGACAGCUGUUCAGUCUUCUGGAGAACAGGGGCCUGCUGUCAUGGGAGGAUCCGUCUCUGCUUCUAGAGCUGCUCAGGAUCCUGAAACGGAACAGCCUGAUCCGCAAUCUGACCUCAGAGGAUUUUAUGCUAACCAACGGCACAACAUAUAGUCAACAUAUCUCCCCAUACAGACAGUUGUUGUAUGAGCUGUCAGAGUCCAUCUGUGAGCAGGACCUGAAAAACAUCAAAUUCCUACUGUUAAAAACACUACCGCGUAAAAAACUGGAGAAGGACACGACUCUGUUGCAGUUGUUUUUGGAUUUGGAGAAGGAGGACCUUUUGGAUGAAAAUAAUUUGGAUGUUCUACAGAAAAUUAUUGCAGAUAUCAAUCCCAGUUUAGAAAAAAGAAUCAUUCAAUACAAAACGGAGAGUUGUGAGACAGGUGGAAUGGUUAUUGCUCAGGAGACCGGGGAUAUUACUCCUGCGUUGUACUCACCUGCUCUGCCCUCAUUGCUGACAUCACUUACAUCGGUUGAUGUAAUGGAGGAGCAUGUGGACAGACUAAGUCUGACUGAAGGUGCUGCUGCGGUUAGUGGAGAUCAGAGCCUGCACUCAGUGAUUAAAAACGAGAGCUUACACAUGUCUGUGACUGAAAAGCCAGAGAUCCAGCAGUAUGAGAUGAAGGGGGACAAGAGAGGAGUCUGUCUGAUCAUCAACAACUGUGACUUCAAAGACUGUGGACUACGGAACAGAGACGGAACAGACAUUGACAAAAAAAGUCUGGAGGCUGUGUUCCAGUGGUUGGGCUUUGAGGUCCUGACCAAACAGAACUGUGAUCGCCAUCAGAUUCUGCAGGUGCUGAGGGACCUGGUCGCUCGUGACCACACGUCAACGGAUUGCGUGGUGUGCUGCGUGCUGAGCCACGGACAAAUAAAAGGCAUUGUCGGGGUUGAUGGACAGAUUGUCACCUAUAAGGAGUUUAUAGAGACCCUGAGUCCAAGUCAGUGUCCCUCUCUCUUCAAAAAACCCAAACUGUUCUUCAUCCAGGCCUGCAGGGGUACCGACGAGCAGCCAGCAGUAUUUCCUCAAAUUUUCCCAGAUGAUGAAGUCAUGCCAGUCAGUGAUGCAGCUGCACCCAGAGACUCCAUACCUGAGAUGGCAGACUACCUGUUAGCUAUGUCCACUGUGCCACACUACGUCUCGUACAGGGAAAAAGACAAUGGAUCCUGGUUUAUGCAAUCCCUCUGCCACAACUUGAAACUGCUGGUGCCAGGGGGUGUCGAUCUACUCUCCAUUCUGACGCAGGUGAAUAGCGAUGUGAGCGAAAAGACAGACAAAAGCGGUUUGAAGAAGCAGAUGCCACAGCCAGAGUUCACCCUCACCAAGAGAGUGGUUUUCCCUCCACCCAAGACUCCCCCGCCCCAUCCAUAAUGUCCUGCAGUCCGUGAUACCUCUCAAACACAUCAGCAUGCACAGAUACACAGAUGUUCAUCAGUGAUGUUUACAUGAUCUAAGUGUGUGGAUUAUAAAUGUGAUGAAAUACUGAAUGCGAUGUUCACAUACGGUAAUUUCCACUUCCUAAGAAAACAAAUGGGAUAUUUGAGAUAUUUUAUGUAAUCAACUAAGAUGUAGUUGUUUUAAAAUCGCAGUGACAAUAAUACACAGUGUGCACAAGCCUCAGAUGAGCACAAUACAAUCUAUGCAAUUUACAUGAAACUUGAAUGGAUUUUUCAUGCCAUCCUCAGGCAGGACAUGAGCACAUAUUGCACACAUGGGGAUGUAUUCAAUAGAUCUGCCAGCUACUGUACAUACAAAUGUCGGAUAAAUGUCUUGUUUUUGUUGACUUUCUUUCAUAAGGAACUGUUUACAAGUUUUCAGUAACGUGUUACUGGUCACAGAGAGAUGAUACAGUGAAUACAGAAGUCUGAAGUCUUGUUGUUUAAUACAGCACAGUCCUGCACAAUCAUGAAGUGUAAAUAGAACAUUCAAUUUUCAAAUUCGCCCCCAAAACAAUGCUGUUUAUGUUUCUGCUGGGGAAAAGACUAUGAUUUCACUUGUGUGUAUCUGUCCAAGAGGCACAGUGCUCUUAUAUUUGAUGAUAAAGCACUUUUGUUUGUUGCGCUGAUAGUUUCCACACAAGGCAACAUUUUAAGGUACAGGGAAAGCCUGCUGCUGCUGUUUAUUGCCCUCUGCUCUCUAAAUAAAUGAAAUCAAAAUUGUAUGGUGACCUAGGCCUACUUAAAAUUCAUGAGAUAUUUAAUUUGAGUGACCAGAGCUGGGUAGUAACUGAUUACAUGCAAUCAAGAUUAAAUAAUCAGAUUCCAAAAAAUGAGUAGGCUACUUGUAAUCUGAUUAAAUUACAUUUAAUCAUAAUCAGACUUUUUUAUUGAUUACAUAUUAUUCAUCAUUUAGUGAUUCUUCCUGAUUCCUCAUUUUCAUCUUUUAAAUGUUCCUUUCUAAAAUAACCUACCAUUUAUAUACACUCAGAAAGUCUUCCAGUUUUGUCGACAUUACUAAGACCAGUCACUAGGUGGCUACACAGCAUUUGACCUUUUGGAUUUGACAAAAAAAUAAUUUCAGGUUUAAGAAGUGUUUCAACAUUGCAUCAAACUGAUAAACACAUCAGAGGCUUCAUGACCAUUCAGAAAGUCCAUCCAUGUCAUUGCAAUUCUUUCACCUAAUAUGCUUGAAAGUAGCCUACCCUGAUAUUUUAAAAAUAAUUAUUGUAAUAAUUAUCAUAUUUGCGUGUUCACUGUUCUCUGACGUUGGUUAAUGAUCACAUUACAAGUAGGUAACAUAAAAUAUUUCAAAUUUUUUAGUAAGUGUUUUAUUUUCAUUGUUGUUAUUUUAAAAUGCUUUAUUUUAGUUUUACAUUUUUAUGAUUUAAUUAAAUUUGAAUUAAACUCCCCUUGCAGUUCA